CUCGAAUCAGUGGGCGCGAUCCCGACCCUCUCUCCUCACUGCACGGCCCUAUCCCCUGUGCCCACUUAGUGACCCCCCUCCCCCCAUCCUGGCUUUCAACCACCUGAACUAUUAUCGAUGCAGUUACGGCCAAUUCGCGCCUACGAGUACUAGAACGUGGCUUUCUCGCCGUGCCGGCCGUCUUGCAAUUUUCCUGUGAUCUGAAUUUCUUCACCCUUUCUUCCCCUAUCCAAUAGCCGCCACCCCCAUACACUCAGGUCAAAUUCGGUUCCCGACGGGAUGAUAACAGCUGGCGCUUGAUCUACUUGGGACUUCAAAUUUUCCCCUUCCGUACGGACAAAGCAUGAGAAAUGUCAAGGUCCGAAACGCCCGCGCUACCUCUUCAUAAUGCCCGGACCGAUUCAAGGCCUCAGUCGACGACGCCUGCGGGCGUGCGCUCUACUAUAGCCCCAUCAACAUCCACCUCGACGUAUUCCUUACUGAGCCCCCAAGAAACUGCUGAGCGAUUGCAAACCUCUCUCAUUCAUGGAUUGACCCCCGCGGAGGCGGAGGUUCGACUCGCACGCGAUGGACCAAACGAAUUACCUCAUGAAGACCCGGAGCCUAUAUGGCUCCGCUUUCUGAAGCAGUUUCGCGAGACUCUGAUCCUGCUGCUUCUGGCCUCUGCAGGUAUAUCCUUCAUCAUGGGUAAUUACGACGAUGCAAUCAGCAUUACCCUCGCCGUCACGAUCGUCGUCAGCGUCGGCUUCGUCCAGGAAUACCGGUCGGAAAAGUCUCUCGAAGCUUUGAACCGUCUCGUCCCGCACCAUGCGCAUCUGAUUCGCGAUAUUCCCUCGAAUGGGCCCCCUAUGGCAAGUUCGGUCCCGGCAGUCAAUGGAGAGGUCGAACUGCAGGAGCUUCAAAGCAAGAGUCCGUCUAUCUCUAACGCCGUCAAAGCGUCAACCACGGUCCCAGCAAACGAAUUGGUGCCUGGUGAUUUGGUUUUAUUCACCGUUGGAGACCGUAUCCCAGCCGAUAUCAGGAUUACAGCAGCCACGGAUUUAGCCAUUGACGAAUCCAAUCUGACUGGCGAGAAUGAACCAGUGGUCAAGUAUUCGGACGCCAUUCGCAGUUCGAAGCCCGUCUCGUUACAACCCCCUCGAUCGCCAUUAUACGAUGCCCCCGCCAGCGGCGCCGUUGGCGCAGAUAUUCGAUUGAAUGAACAACACAAUAUCGCGUUCAUGGGGACUUUGGUACGCUCCGGAUAUGGACAGGGGAUUGUCAUUGGAACUGGUGCGCAGACAGAAUUUGGUAGCAUUUCGGCCUCGCUUCAGGAAAUCGAAAGCCCACGAACUCCCCUGCAGCUGUCAAUGGAUCGGCUCGGUCAAGAGUUGAGCUACAUAUCGUUCGGUGUUAUUGGAUUGAUUGUUGUGAUUGGAUUGAUUCAGGGUCGGAAGCUUCUCGAGAUGUUCACUAUUGGUGUCUCGCUCGCGGUUGCCGCGAUUCCGGAAGGACUUCCAAUCAUUGUUACGGUGACUUUGGCACUGGGAGUAUUGCGCAUGGCCAAGAGAGGAGCUAUCAUGCGAAGGCUGCCCAGUGUCGAGACUUUGGGCUCAGUCAAUGUUGUAUGCAGUGACAAAACCGGUACGCUAACUCUAAAUCAUAUGACUGUCACCAAAAUGUGGCACUUCGAUUGCGCGGAGCCAUUUGAGGUACAUAACGACAUUGCAUCGCUGACCCCAGGUCCCGCGGCCCGGACUGUGCUUCGCAUCGGCAACAUUGCCAAUAAUGCCAGAUUAUCCCGUGUACAUGCAAAUUCCCCGGCCAGUGCAUCCUCUGCUGCCGUACUAUCUUCAACUGAUGACACGGCUUCGGGAAGUGUUCGGAGCAGAUGGGUUGGGCAGCCGACUGAUGUUGCUAUACUCGACCUACUGGAUAUAUUUGGUGAGGACGAUGUGCGCGAUCGAAUCAGCGCUCGCGUUGCAGAAACCCCCUUUAGCUCCGAGCGCAAAUGGAUGGGUGUGAUUAUUGGCAGCGGCACACCUGGCGAAUCAACCUCAGUCGCCGCUCCGGGAGGCACUAACAUGGCCUAUAUCAAGGGUGCACUUGAGCAGGUUCUCGCGCGUUGCGAUACCUACCUGACCAAGGAUGGACGGGAAGUGAUCCUGGAUGAACCUCGACGGCAAACCGUACGGCAGGCGGCGGAGCAUAUGGCAUUGGAAGGCCUAAGAGUCCUCGGUUUCGCUAGUGGUGUAUCCAGGGAUGGUGUGAAGGGGAGAACUCUUGGCAGCCGAUCCGGUACCCCCGUAUCACGCACUAGUCAAGGCGAUGAUGAUGAUCGGUACACCGGACUCGUCUUUGCUGGGUUGGUAGGCAUGAAUGAUCCUCCUCGCAAGGAUGUGCACAAAUCUAUUCGGCGGUUGAUGGCUGGAGGGGUGCGAAUCAUCAUGAUCACUGGAGAUGCCGAGACCACUGCAGUCGCUAUCGCUAAGAAGCUGGGAAUGCCCAUCAACAAUGCCCCGGGUUUUCGACCCGUCAUCAGUGGUGAGGAAAUCGAGCGAAUGAGCACUACCGAACUGUCUCAGGUGAUUGCCUCUACUUCGAUCUUCGCCCGCACGAGUCCAGAUCAUAAGAUGAAGCUAGUUCGCGCCUUGCAGGCCCGCGGAGACGUGGUGGCCAUGACGGGAGACGGUGUCAACGAUGCACCAGCUUUGAAAAAGGCGGACAUUGGAAUCUCUAUGGGCAAGCUGGGAACGGACGUUGCCAAGGAGGCGGCGGAUAUGAUCUUGACUGACGACGACUUCUCAACCAUUCUUCGAGCCAUCGAGCAGGGCAAGGGUAUCUUCUAUAACAUCCAGAACUUCAUCACCUUCCAGCUCAGCACUAGUGUGGCUGCUCUUAGUCUCGUACUGUUGAGCACAACUUUGGGCUUCAAGAAUCCAUUAAAUGCGAUGCAGAUCCUUUGGAUUAACAUUCUCAUGGAUGGGCCCCCAGCGCAGUCUCUGGGCGUCGAGCCAGUCGAUCCUUCUAUCAUGAACCGCCCUCCACGUCCGAGGUCAGCUCGUGUCCUAACAAGACCACUUAUUCAGAGGGUUCUUACUUCGGCAAUCGUAAUCAUGCUCGGGACCUUGGCUAUCUACGUUUAUGAGAUGGGCGAUGUCGAUGAUAUCGGUCAUCCCGGCAAACGUGCGCGCGUGGUCACCGCCCACGACACAACAAUGACAUUCACAUGCUUUGUACUGUUCGAUAUGUUCAACGCCCUAACCUGUCGCAGUGAGGGCAAGUCAGUGCUGCGGGGCGAGAUUCCGCUCUUUGGCAAUAAGAUGUUUAACUACGCCGUGCUGGGCUCUUUAGCUGGCCAGGCGUGUGUCAUCUACCUACCAUUCUUGCAGCGGGUAUUUCAGACGGAGGCGCUGAACCUGGCGCACCUUUUCAAGCUGGUAUGUAUUUCCAGCAGUGUGUUCUGGGUAGAUGAGGCACGGAAGUAUUAUAUGGCUCUGCAGCGGCGAAGGGCCGUGGGGGUGGGAUACAGCUCCAAUGUCUGAUACGUACACAAGUAUGGGUAUUGGUCGUGUUCGAGUCUCCGGGUAAUUAAUGUCACUAUGGCUUGGAUGUGUUUAAAGCAACUGCUAAGGUUAUGUAUCUUGAUAUUGACGGAUAGAGAAACGCGUGUAUGGCUAGCAUUUGCAUUAAAG
Messenger RNA from Aspergillus saccharolyticus JOP 1030-1, 3674 nucleotides. RefSeq names its product Ca(2+)/Mn(2+)-transporting P-type ATPase PMR1 (gene pmr1). The transcript is spliced from 3 exons. The record is from RefSeq and is a predicted model, not a curated record. Bases 351 to 3524 code for a protein of 1057 amino acids. Lineage: Eukaryota; Fungi; Ascomycota; Eurotiomycetes; Eurotiales; Aspergillaceae. Gene Ontology annotation, cellular component: plasma membrane; endoplasmic reticulum; Golgi membrane. Gene Ontology annotation, biological process: intracellular calcium ion homeostasis; calcium ion transmembrane transport; manganese ion transport. Gene Ontology annotation, molecular function: ATP binding; ATP hydrolysis activity; P-type calcium transporter activity.